This is a messenger RNA of Hypomesus transpacificus, 3642 nucleotides long. RefSeq names its product solute carrier family 44 member 5b (gene slc44a5b). Bases 157 to 2334 code for a protein of 725 amino acids. Lineage: Eukaryota; Metazoa; Chordata; Actinopteri; Osmeriformes; Osmeridae. The record is from RefSeq and is a predicted model, not a curated record. The transcript is spliced from 23 exons. Gene Ontology annotation, biological process: transmembrane transport. Gene Ontology annotation, molecular function: transmembrane transporter activity. Gene Ontology annotation, cellular component: membrane.
UGACGCUCAGAUGCGUGGUAGCAGACACAGCUUCAACCAAGGACUUGAGAGCAUACUGUAUUUGCGAGGACUGGGCCACAAAAAGCGAUUUACACCUCAAGACUCUUAUGAUAUCGCAAAAACUAAGACGGUGCAGUACCCUCUGUACGAAGUGCAAUGGCUAGAAAAACGGACAUUCCUUCUUCUUACUAUGGUGAGCCUCGCAAGUUUGACCCAACUUUUAGAGGACCCAUCCACAACAGGAGCUGCACUGACGUUGUGUGCUGUGUUAUCUUCGUCAUCGUCAUCCUCGGUUACAUCGCUCUGGGCACCGUGGCUUGGAUCCAUGGAGACCCUAGGAAGGUGGUCUACCCAACCGAUAGCCAUGGACAGUUCUGUGGUCAGCAGGGGACCCCUAAUGUAAAUAAAGCCAUAUUAUUCUACUUCAACAUAUUGCAAUGUGCCAAUCCUGCAGUCCUCAUUAACCUUCAGUGCCCUACCACCCAGCUGUGUGUCUCCAAGUGCCCUGACAGAUUCGCUACCUACCUGGACAUGCAAUACAACUACAGGUACAACAAGAGCUACUGGGAUUACUAUAGACAGUUCUGCAAACCCGGCUUCGACAAUCCAAGCAAGCCAGUAGCACAAGUCUUACGAGAUGAAGACUGCCCAUCCAUGAUAGUGCCAAGCAGGCCAUUCCUUCAGCGGUGUUUCCCUGACUUCAUCACCAGGAACGGAACACUAACUGUUGCCAACAAGACUAACUUCAAAGAUGGACUAGGUAAAACGAGGAGUGUUGUCGAUCUCAGAGACGCUGCCAACCAAGUUACCGCCGUGCAGCAAGGAGUGGAAAGUGGCAUUACCAGUCUGCUUGAUGCCAAAGAGGUUGGCAUGAAGAUCUUUGAGGACUAUGCCAGUUCUUGGUAUUGGAUUCUAAUUGGUUUAGUUAUAACAAUGGUGGUCAGCCUGGCCUUUAUCCUGUUGCUGCGAUUCACUGCUGGUGUGCUUCUGUGGCUUAUCAUCUUUGGGGUUAUCGCUGCUGUGGGCUACGGUAUCUGGCACUGCUAUUGGGAGUUCAGCACAUUGCGAGGGAAGCCAGACGCAGAUGUCACAGUCUCAGAUAUUGGUUUCCAAACUGACUUCAGGGUUUACCUACAGCUUAGUCAGACCUGGCUGGUCUUCAUGAUCUCCUUGUCAGUCAUUGAGGUGGUCAUUGUGAUAAUACUUAUAUUUCUAAGGAGGAGAGUACGUAUUGCCAUCGCACUUCUGAAGGAGGGAAGCAAGGCAAUUGGCUAUAUUACGUCCACCCUGUUCUACCCGAUCAUCACCUUUGUGCUGCUGGCCAUCUGCAUAGCCUACUGGGCUGUCACAGCAGUCUUUUUGGCAUCUUCUGGUGACGCAGUCUACAAAGUCAUGUCCACGCAGUCCAACUGCAUGUACUCCAACCUCACUUGUGAUCCAGAGACAUUUAGCCAGACCAAUGUCACCAAGGUAUGCCCAGGCUCCCAGUGCACAUUUGCCUUCUACGGAGGGGAAAGCCUCUACCAUCGCUACAUCUUCGUGCUGCAGUUGUGCAACCUGCUGGUGUUUCUGUGGCUGGUCAACUUCACCAUCGCCCUGGGCCAGUGCACUCUGGCCGGGGCUUUCGCCUCCUAUUAUUGGGCCCUGAAGAAGCCCAACGACAUCCCCACCUGUCCCCUUUUCUCCUCCUUCAGCAGGGCUAUACGCUAUCACACAGGUUCCCUGGCUUUUGGUUCUCUGAUCCUGGCUGUGGUCCAAAUGUUCCGCAUAGUUUUGGAGUACCUGGAUCACAAACUUAAAGGCGCUCACAAUGCAUUCGCACGGUUCCUCCUCUGCUGCCUCAAAUGCUGCUUCUGGUGCCUGGAGCAUUUCAUAAAGUUCAUGAACAGGAACGCCUACAUCAUGAUAGCAAUAUAUGGGAAGAACUUUUGCACUUCAGCCAAGGAUGCUUUCUUUCUGCUGAUGAGGAACGUUGUGAGGGUGGCUGUCCUGGACAAGGUCACAGACUUUUUACUCUUCUUAGGAAAACUGCUUAUUUCAGGAAGUGUGGGUGUCCUAGCAUUCUUCUUUUUCACUCAUAAGAUACCAGUAAUUCAAGAGGAGGUGCCAUCUUUGAAUUACUACUGGGUCCCCUUACUGACGGUGAUAUUUGGAUCCUACAUGAUUGCACAUGGCUUUUUUAAUGUCUACGCCAUGUGUGUGGACACCUUGUUCCUCUGCUUUUUGGUGGAUUUGGAGGUCAACAACGGCACUGCUGCCCGCCCCUUCUACAUGAGCAGUAACUUAAGAAACAUACUCAACAAAAAGAACAGCAGAAGAAAAGAGAAGAGGUAGAGUGAAGGAGAGAAGGGGUAAGAGUUGGCUGGUUUAAACGAUGACCUAAGAAGACUGAAGAGAAAACCAGGAAUACUUUGGAGAUAUUAUGAUUUAAAAAAUAAACUUAUUAUGUGGUUUCAUCGGUGUUAUGCUUUUUGGGAGUUCUCUUUUGGUAAGUGUGAGCUAAAGACUGCGUGCCACACUGGUAAAAAUGUAUAUUGUUGGGACCAAAUAAUGCAUGAAUUAAUUGGUAUGGCCUGGUAUAAACAGCACAAAAGUUGUCAAAAAGGGUGAGUGAUUUCUGCCAGACUGGAUUUCAUGCUUUUCCAAGAUUAGUGGUGGUCCACGAGGUUGUGCAAUCUUAAGAAUCCCCGAUGUAUAGUAUUGUGUCAAGAAAGGGAAAUUAACAGUCGAUUAAGGUUGAUUGUUAAAUGCUUAUUACUUGCCAUGUAUGAUUAUAGCCCACAAGAUCAUUUUAUUUUCUCAUAUUGAGAAAUGUACAGUGUCCAUUAUUCAUCUCUAAUUUAGCACUGUACUAUGAGUAUGUAAUAGCAUUACAAUUAAAGUGUUUCAUUCAUAAGUGCCUUAUAUGCUUUUUUUACAAGCAUGUCAAAUGUUUAAUUGUGUUGAAAUAAAAUAAUUAACUUGAUGUUUCACUGGAUAUAAUUAAAUACUGAAGUGGACAGAUUCAUUUUUAACACCAUGUGUAGUUCAAUAGAAGGAUAUUGAGUGUUAAUGUCAGUGUCAUAGUUUCCUAUAUGCAAAAUGAAUUUCCUGUGUUUGAAUGCACCAUUCCCACUUUGUCAAUUUUAGUCGGCAAUUUCCAAAAACAAUGUAUGUACCAAUGUAUUACAGCUUAACAGUGGUCCACUUGGUGUUGUUUUUAGUUUUUUCAUAUAUAUUGAUAACUUAAUUUUAGUGAAUUAACUAUGCAUGUGAGUGUUUUCUAGUUUAGUUUUUUUGUAUACCCCACUGUUGAUAUGUACUGUACUGUUGCUCUGACCCUUCCUUGAGAUACAGAAAUCAGAUAACAUUGAAGUACAUAGUGGUUUCCCCCCCAUCUGUGAACUUAAUUAUUUUGUUUCACCUCAGUCAUGUACUGUAGAGACAAAGAUUAUUGUUUAAAGUGUCAACCAAAACAUUUUGUACCUUGAUUUGUCAUGGCACUGCACUAAUUGUUACAGGUCAUUUGAAUAUAUUGUAAUGUAUUCUAAGAUAAUGUCACCUUUCUUAUGGACUUUUUGUAUCGCAAGUGCUUGUAUGUAACUUAAUUUUUUUUCAAAUGUUACAAUAAACAGCUGUUGUUAUGAAAAAGUAUUUGUAACA